Trichophyton benhamiae CBS 112371 is the source of this 810-nucleotide messenger RNA. RefSeq lists its product as uncharacterized. Lineage: Eukaryota; Fungi; Ascomycota; Eurotiomycetes; Onygenales; Arthrodermataceae. The coding region runs from base 1 to 810 and encodes 269 amino acids. The transcript is spliced from 2 exons. The record is from RefSeq and is a predicted model, not a curated record.
AUGCUUGAGCAUAGAUUCGGUGAAAGCCAGACUCUGCGUACGGUGGGCAGCGUUGAGAUCCCUCUCCCCGAUGAUGACCCGGAUGCCUUUUUGAUUAUACUGAACAUUAUUCAUGGCCAUUUGCGUCAAGUUCCGCUUCAAGUGGACCUUCAGACGCUGACCCAGCUUGCAAUACUAGUUGACAAGUAUGAGCUACACGAGCGUAUCGAAGUGUUUGCGGGCUUCUGGUUCGGUAAUCUGAUAUCCACUAUCCCUAACUGCUAUACGGAUGAUAUUCCAUCUUGGACGUGUGUCUGCUGGGUCUUUAACAAGCCAGAAGAGUUCAAAAGGGUUACCAGGCUGAUCCUGAGACAUGGACGGGGUACCUUGACCUUCAAUGAGUUACCAGUCCCGUCCUUCGUUGCUGGUGAGCAGCUACCCCUGAUGCAUAACCGACCUAGCCGACGAGAGGAGGCUAUAAGGCGGAUAAUAUCUUCUCUCAUUGGUCAUCUAGAUGACUACCUGGAGAACGAACAUUGUAGCUUCGAGUGUGAUGCUCUGAUGGUUGGUGCCUUGACAAAACGUCUACGAGCAUUCAAUAUCCUGCCACACCGUCCGAAGUCGCCGUAUACAGGCCUCAGUCUCCAGGACUUUACUCAUCGUUUUCGACAUGGCAUGUAUUUUCCAGCUGCCCAGAGGACGAGCACCUUUUUCUACAGCCACUCGAAGUGUGCUAUCCCUUCUAUUGAUCGCAUGCUGGCGGAAUGCGAACAGCUAUCGGAUGGACUCGAUAUGGCUGACUAUAAGACUGCCCUGACAUUGGCUCUGUGA